Molecule: messenger RNA, 1800 nt
Organism: Cydia strobilella
Lineage: Eukaryota; Metazoa; Arthropoda; Insecta; Lepidoptera; Tortricidae
Exons: 1
Coding region: 1-1800 (599 amino acids)
Source: RefSeq, a predicted model, not a curated record
AUGUCAACAAGAAUCAAGUCCGCUACAGAUAUAGAAGUUUACUCAAGGUUCAAUGACAACUUCAAAGUCAACUGCACAGCCUACAUUGUUCAAGAUGUCACCGACAUUAUGCCUGAAGUCCCAAUCAGUCCACAGAAAUGGAGUCAUCUGCAAUACUUGUCACUUGCAGACCCAACUUACCAUACACCAAGCAACAUUGAUCUACUACUUGGAGUUCACAUCUACACAGACAUUUUGAUGAACGGAGUGAUUAAAGGAGAACCAGGUACUCCCAUAGCACAACAAACUCGCUUGGGAUACAUCCUGUCAGGAGGUCAGUUGAACAACAACCACAUGAGAGAGUUCAAAAGCAUGCAUCUGAACAUAACAUUAGAGAAGAUGGUAGAAAAAUUUUGGGAGACAGAGAGAUUAGAGUCAGAGGAAAACGACACUCUCACCCCACAAGAACUUCGAGCUGAGAACAUUUAUCAAGAUACAGUAGCAAGAGAUACAAACGGAAGAUACAUCGUAUCACUUCCAUUCAAGUGUGACAAACCUACUUUACCAGAGAAUUCUAGAGAAAUCGCACUGAGAAGAUUCAUGAGCACUGAGAGAAGAUUAGAAGCAAACACAAAAUUGAGAGAAUCCUACAAUGAGGUCAUGAGAGAGUACAUAAUGUUACAACAUAUGGAAUUAGUUGAACGAGAUGAACCUAUGAGAGAGCCAGACAGAAGAGUAUACCUGUCACAUCAUCCUGUGAUCCGUGAAGAUAGAGACACUACUAAGCUUCGGGUAGUUUAUGAUGCUUCAUGCAGAGGAGCCAACGGAGUAAGCCUCAACUCAGAACUGCUAAUUGGUCCGUCACUUCUGGGAGAUCUUCGAGACAUUCUUAUGAGAUGGAGAACGCAUAAAGUCUGCUUUGUCGCCGAUGUCAUCAAAAUGUACCGGCAGAUCCUUGUAAGAAGAGAAGACACAGACUUUCAGAGAAUACUUUGGAGAUUCAGCCCUGAUGAAGACAUAAGAGAGUAUAGAAUGCUAACUGUAACCUUCGGAACAGCAUGUGCACCAUUCUUAGCAAUCAAAACCCUGAGACAGAUAGCAAUCGAUGAGGCAAACACAGAAGAUUAUGCACAAGCUCGAGAAAUCAUCAACCAUUCUUUCUACAUGGAUGAUGUACUGUCAGGGGGAAAUACAAUAGAAACCGCAGUAGAGGCUAAACGUCAACUGACAGAAGUACUAAGAAGAGGAGGCUUCGAGUUACAAAAAUGGUCUUCAAACAGCAAAGAAUUCAUAAACACAGUAGAACCAGAGAAGAGAGCGAAGAAUUCUGAGAUAGACAUCAACAAAAAAGAGACAAUCAAAACAUUAGGAAUCACUUGGAACUCAAACGAAGAUACCCUCUUAGUAACAAACAAAAUCAACACUUUAUCUGAGCAGCGAGUAACAAAGAGAAACGUCUUAACAGUCAUCGCUUCCCUGUUUGAUCCAAUGGGUUGGCUAGCACCAUCUGUAGCCAUGGCGAAAAUAUUUCUACAGAAGACCUGGUCAAGAGAAUUAUCAUGGGACACAGAGUUACCUGAAGACUUGAAGACAGAGUGGAAGACUUUCUGCAGAGGCAUAGAGCACCUGUCAGACGUGAAGCUUGAGAGAUGGAUCGGAACGACCAACAACAGCGAGUUAGUAGAACUGCAUGGCUUUGCUGAUGCAUCAAUGUCAGCUGAUGAAUUGAAUUGCAAUCAACAACAACAUAGAUACAACAUGGUCGUACGUGAACACAAAAGAAAACCCUGCAGAUCCAGCAUCGAGAGGAGUCACACCUGA